AUGGCAAGCUUCCUCUCAUCUCACCAGAAUAUCCAGGACGUGAGAGAGUUAACCUCCAGCCGGCUACAACACGAACCUCCGCUGAGGGUUACUUCAGCCCUGUCACUGCCCCGAGUCCAGCCCAACCUGCCGGCCAACCGAAUGGUGCUAAAGAAAAAUCCAUACGAUCCAGGAGAGAUUUUAUUGCCUCAUCCUUUUUUUAAACUGUGCACAGGAAUGGGUGUUUUCAGCUUCGCCAGGUAUGACGACAACUUCUACAGCAGAAAUUAUGCAGGUCGAUUGAAAUAACCUCUGCAGCCAAAGCGGGAAUACUCUGUGUUUGACAGAUAUAUCACUCCCCCCAUCUCCAGCACUCUGCUGCUUCGGUCCUGCAAGACAAGGACACACAUGAUCGGCCACAUGUUUGGAAUAAGGCAUUGACAGAGGUUGAGCUGCGUCAUGCAGGGCUCGAACCAUCUCGAGGAGUCGGAUCGCAGUCCUCUGGAUUUCUGUCCCAUCUGCCUUCGCAAGCUGCAGGUUUAUGUCUGCUUCAAAAUAGAUGAAAGAUACAAAGCCUAAAUGCACUGGAUGGAGGAGGAUCAGAGAUAUGAUGAGUCCUCUGUCUCUCGGUCUGCACUCUCCUGUCUCAAACCCACUGAAGCCUUUCAUGCGUCUACACUUUGGCUCCACUGAGGCCUGGACAUACAGGAAAAAAACUGA
This is a messenger RNA of Limanda limanda (common dab), 699 nucleotides long. RefSeq names its product archaemetzincin-2 (gene amz2). Gene Ontology annotation, molecular function: metallopeptidase activity. NCBI's taxonomy places the organism in Eukaryota, Metazoa, Chordata, Actinopteri, Pleuronectiformes, Pleuronectidae. Gene Ontology annotation, biological process: proteolysis. The record is from RefSeq and is a predicted model, not a curated record.